Closterium sp. NIES-67 is the source of this 2021-nucleotide messenger RNA. NCBI's taxonomy places the organism in Eukaryota, Viridiplantae, Streptophyta, Zygnematophyceae, Desmidiales, Closteriaceae. The record is from the annotation of a GenBank genome assembly.
UGCUGCUGGUGCUGAGCCUAAUGAGCAGGGCCCCCCAGAAAGGUAUUACUGUAGGUACUCUAGCCUACUCUGGGACGGCAAGUUGAGGGAGAAAUCUAGGAAGAAAACGUACUGAAAGUGUUGACAUAAUGUGAGGCGUUGCAAUGCCGUUCUAGAUGCCCUUGAAACGACGGUCGUCUGUAAACUCACGAAACGUCUUCUACCAGCUCCCCUAAGAGCUUAGCCUAUGAAUCUGCGAUGUUGCGGUUUUCUCCCAACUAUUUAAUCUUACGACCAGUUUGUUAAUCUCCGAAACUAGCUAUUUGACGCUUUGGUCCUGAGAAAUGGGGGCGAAGCUUCAGGUGCAGCUGCUGCAGGCUCGGAACCUGGCGGCGAAGGAUAGCAAUGGCUUCAGCGACCCGUUCGUGCGGAUGCAGGUCGGCCGGAGCAAAGUGCGCAGCAGCACGGUGUAUAAGAACCUCAACCCCACGUGGAACGAGGAGUUUCUAUUUAGAACGGAUAACCUUGAAACGGAUGUUCUCCUCGUCACCGUAUGGGACGAGGAUUACUUAGGAAAGGCGGAUUUUUUGGGGCAGAUGUCGGUGCCGGUGGCUGCGGUGGUUGCUGCGGAAGGGAAGAGCCUCCCGCCGACGUGGUAUCUGCUCAAGAAGAAGAGCGAGCGAUCUCGCUCCUUCGUCUCAGGCGAAAUCCUCAUGGAGGUGUCCCUAUGGGGCCUCGUGUCGCACAAGGCCGUCUCCCAAACCGCCAGUCCUAACAGCUCAACCGCCGUCUCCCCAUACUCCGUCUCCCCUUUUUCCACCACCCCUUUCUCCAUCACGCCCCCUUCCACCUCGCAAACCCCCUCGCUCCCCCUCCUCACCUCCUCCUCCUCGUCCACGCCUUCCUCCCUCGCGUCCACUCCCGCCGUCACCACCCCCCUUAACCCCAACCAAGCCUACAACCCGCCAGCCGGUUUCAACUUCCUGCACGAGGACCUGGCGCCGAUCCCGUCGGAGCCUGAGGCAGACCCGUCGUCGUCGUCCCCCACCUCCUCCACUGACUCCACGACCUCUGCGCCAGCCGCGCUCAGCUCCCUCUCUGUAUGGCUGUCUGGCCCGCUUCCCUCCACGUGCUCGUCGGUGCCCUCAGUGGCCCCUUUGACCUUCUCGGGGCCUCUGCUGCCUUCUGGGAUGCCGCCGUCUGUGCCAGACUCGCUCCCUCCUGCGGAGUCACUGCCGCUGUCAGCUGUUGAGAGAUCCGAGGUCCCGUUCAGGCCUCAUUCGGGUUCGUCCUCCGCUGCCCCUCCUGCCACAAGCGCAGCAGAUCCAAAUGCAACCGUCUCCGAACGUCCAUUGCCUACCGACACGGAAUACGUGCCGUUCAAGCCUGACUCCACUGACCCGCACCCUAAGCCUGCUGCUGCUGCUGCCUCGCAUGCUCUCCCCCACUCCAUCUCCGCCCCGCGCGCCCAUCCAAGUCCCACUUCCUCCAGUCCUUCUCCAUCUCCGGCGCCUCAAAGGCCAAAUCCUCCAACCGCCACCAGAUCAGCGCCAUAUCUGAGUCCUCUGACGAGUCCUCCACGCCAACGCCCGCGCCCAUGCCCCACAGCGCCACGGCCCCACCCUUCCCAUCCCUCCCUCUCUCCUCCACCAUCGGCACAGCCCCCAAGGACCGCCGCUUCUCAGAAGGCUUUGCCAAGUCCGAGGCCGCCUUUCCAAAGACCAAGUCCGUGGGGCUCAGGCAGCGGCUGGCUGGCUUCACCUCCUCCUCCUCCUCGUCCUCCGCCUCCUCCUCUCCCUCCAGGUCCUCCUUUGGCUCCAAGGCCUCUCGCAGAGGCUCACAGCAGCAGGAGACGGAGCAUUUCCUGCCCAAGCAGCGGUCCAGAUCCUCAUUCCUGCCUAAGCGCCGCUCCUCCUCCACUGAAAGUGUUCCUAUAAGUAGCAGCAAGAGCACGGAGGGGGCGGCUGUCCCUCCCCUGGCCAAAUCCGUGACUGUAACGGGGGGAGGUACAAGCAGUGGGGGGUCAGGAGGAGCGUCGUCUG